GUCCGUUUCGUCGUUCCUUGAUUCCCUCCCGCAUAUUAGCCGACUCCUUAUUUUUUGCAAAAUCGAAAUUCGAACCCCAACUUCCGCAAAUCCAUCGCCAUGGCGUCGCCUCUCGAGUACGCUCUCGCCGUGCUGCAGGCGCGGCUCCUCCAGGCGGCGGAAGACGGCGACCUCCCCCUCUUCAAGAGGACGGCGAGGGCGCUGGACGGCGGGAAAGGCCGCCUGAGGGAGGCGGUGGAGGGCGCGACCGCGAGUAACUGCGGCGCUCGGGCUUUGCACGUCGCCGCCGUUCACGGGAGGAUGCCCGUGUGCGCCUACCUGGUCGAGGACCUCCAGGUGAAUGUCGAUGCCACCGACGAGUCAGGCGAGACAGCUCUGAGUUAUGCAGCUGUUAAUGGAAUUGUGAAUGUUGUGCGCUAUCUUCUUGAUCACGGUGCCAAUCCAGAUAAGUCUGGUCCGGGAAACCGUACUCCUCUCCACAUGGCAGUUGGACAAGGGAAUUGUGAAAUAGUAAAGGUUUUGCUGUCAAAAGGAGCUGAUGUCAAUUGUUAUUCUGACUCGGGGACGCCACUGCAUAUUGCUGCUGUAUUUGGGUUAGAUGGUGCUAUGAAGAUUUUGUUGGAUCACCAUGCAGAUGCAAGUCUCACUAUUUUACCUUGUUUGCUCCUUGUACUUAACGCACCAAGUACUGCACAAUCCACUCCAUGAAUAUGCUGCUAUAUAGCAUAUUUAUGUUGAAGUUCAAUUGCUGUAACUUCGCUUCUGGGGUUGGAACUGAGUAGACUUGUACAAUUUAGGGUAUCAAUGGAUUAGAUAUAUCUGACCGGCACAGUGCCAAAUCUAAAUCAAGUUGUCCUGGCUGUGAUA
Molecule: messenger RNA, 867 nt
Organism: Triticum dicoccoides
Lineage: Eukaryota; Viridiplantae; Streptophyta; Magnoliopsida; Poales; Poaceae
Product: ankyrin-3-like
Exons: 5
Coding region: 100-708 (202 amino acids)
Molecular function (GO): protein binding
Source: RefSeq, a predicted model, not a curated record